Messenger RNA from Closterium sp. Naga37s-1, 1344 nucleotides. NCBI's taxonomy places the organism in Eukaryota, Viridiplantae, Streptophyta, Zygnematophyceae, Desmidiales, Closteriaceae. The record is from the annotation of a GenBank genome assembly.
AUGGUGAUUUCCGGAGCUCCUGAGCCGUCGCCAGAGCUCGUUGCCGCUUGGUUGGCAGCCGUCUCCAAGCCCCCGUCGGUCCCCGAAAGGGCGACCUUGGCGACGAAGUCCACUCUACCGCCGGCUUCGAAACCCGUGACAGCAGUCGCUGAAAAGACUCCUCCCCACGCACCCGCGGAUCCCCUUGCCACGUCGGAGGCUGACCCGUCUGCCCCCGCUGCUGUUCCGUCUGCUCCGCCUGCGGCUCCUGGCCACUCUGCUCCCCUUGUCGAGCCGUCGGCGUCUGCCCCUGUUGGGGGUGUUGCUGAUCCCCCUGCGCCUGUCCUUGGCGCCCCUGUUGCACCGCCCGCUUCUGUCCCCGGCGUGCCUGCUCCGGCCUCUGCUUCGUCACCGAAGGAGGCGUCCGCCACCACUGGCGGACCGGCUCCGUUGGUUGCGCCCUCGGCAGCGGGUCAAUCCGCACCUGAUGUGACGCCGAUGGUCCCAGCGGGUCAACCGUCACGCCCGCCGUCACCCAACCGUCGCUCGUCGCGCCCACAUUCCCCCGCUCCCCAACAGGAGCGCAAGUCGUCUCGUCGCCGGCGUGAGUCUCCGCGGCAUUAUCAGCAACAGUCGCACUGGCCUGCUCACCCCGGAGGUCAGGGGGGUUGGAGGGGUCCCCGUGCUCGUGGCGGGGGUGGGGGGUACCGCCCGCCCGUGACGAUGGCGGAUCUUCAGCGGGAAGUGUCGAGGGCGGUUCGUGAGGAGAGGGCUGCGCAGAGCCAGAGCAGUUCGAUGCGCGCCUCGCCAGCCCACGAGGCCCCUCGUCCGGCUGCGCUCCCCGCGAACCCGCAGCCUGUCGCUGCGCCUCCCCCUCAGAUCCAUGUGCCGCGAGCUCCUUCUCCCGCUGUCUCGGCACCUGCUCCCGGCUCUCGUCUCCAUCUACCGCCGGUUCCGCCCGUUGCGGGAGUGGAGUUUGUGGCCGCGGGUGGUGGCACGGCGGCGGCUCCGUAUGCUCUCCAACUCCACCGCCUCGCGGAGACUCUCCACGCGCUGCUGCUGAUUCAGGUCCUUGCUCACUCCUCUCUUCCCGUGAUCCCUCCUGAGACCUUCCGUGGCCGCCAGCGUGACACUUGUCUGGACGCGGCGGACCAACUCGCAGUGCUGCUGGCGCCCGUACUGGCUGCGCCCGUGGAGGGUGGCGCUGCUGCUGUGGGACAGCUUGACGAGGCUGUCCGGGGCUUGAGGCGGCACUUGCGCGCAGGAUCUGGAGCCGCGGCGAUCGGCGCAAGCACGCUUGUGGUCCGGGAGCUGUGGCGCUCCCUGACGGGCGUUCUUCACGCCCUUGGAGCUCACCGCAUGUAG